AUGGCCGUCACAUCCACUAUCAGUUCUUAUUCAUUUUUCUUCAGAGCUUGCUUCUUCUUUCACUCUGUUUUCACUUCCCUCUUAGUUGGUUUCUAUCUAUCUAUCUAUCUAUCUAUCUAUCUAUCUAUCCCUCUCUCUCUAUAUAUAUAUUUAUAUUUUUCUCAUCUUUUCCGUGCUAUCCAACGAGGAAGAUAUUUCUCUCAGUCGUUUGUGUUCUAUCUAAUUUCAUUUUAUCUAUCUAUCUAUCUAUUUAUCUAUCUAUCUCUCUAUCUCUCUAUCUGUUUCAGCGUGAUAUCUAUCUCUCCAACUUUCUAUCUCUCUAUCUAUGUCAUUUUUUUCUUAUCUAUCUAUCUUAGUCUGUUCAUAUCUAUCCCAGGGUGUACAUAUCUAUCUAUCUAUCUAUCUAUCUAUCUAUCUAUCUAUCUAUCUAUCUAUCUAUCAAUUUCAGUUGCUUGUAUCUCUCUGUAUAUCAAUCUAUCUAUUUCAGUUUUUUCUUAUUUAUCUGUCUAUCCCGAUCUGUUUCUUUCUUUCUCUGUCCAUGUUUAUCUAUCUAUCUAUCUAUCUAUCUAUCUAUCUAUCUAUCUAUCUAUCGAUCUAUCUAUCUCAGUUGGUUCAUCAAGUAUCAAGCUCAGACUAUCUAUCUAUCUAUCUAUCUAUCUAUCUAUCUAUCUAUCUCAGUUGGUUCAUCAAGUAUCAAGCUCAGACUAUCUAUCUAUCUAUCUAUCUAUCUAUCUAUCUAUCUAUCUAUCUAUCUCAGUUGGUUCAUCAAGUACCAUCUCAGACUAUCUAUCUAUCUAUCUCAGUUGGUUCAUCAAGUAUCAAGCUCAGACUAUCUAUAUAUCUAUCUAUCUAUCUAUCUAUCUAUCUCAGUUGGUUCAUCAAGUAUCAAGCUCAGACUAUCUAUCUAUCUAUCUAUCUAUCUAUCUCAGUUGGUUCAUCAAGUAUCAAGCUCAGACUAUCUAUAUCUAUCUAUCUAUCUAUCUAUCUAUCUAUCUCAGUUGGUUCAUCAAGUAUCAAGCUCAGACUAUCUAUCUAUCUAUCUAUCUAUCUAUCUCAGUUGGUUCAUCAAGUACCAUCUCAGACUAUCUAUCUAUCUAUCUCAAGACGCCAAGAGUUUUUCAUCUCUUUUCUCUUUCCUUCAUUCAUCUCUUUGUUCUUCAUCUCUUUUUCCUUCCUCCCUUUCUCUCUUCCUUUUCUUACAUUUUUACUAUAUUUUCCCUUUCUUCUUCUGAAUAUCAUUUUUUUUCUACGUCUUUUCUUCUUCCAUUUCCUAUUUUUCUUUUUCUUCUGCGUUUCCAUUUCUUCUUUAUUUCUUUCCUUUUUCUCGUUUCCCAUCUUUCCCACUUUGCCAUUUUCACUUCCUUCUUCUUUUUCUUCCUUUUUUUCUUCAUCUAUUUCUUCUCUUUCCUUUCUUUCAUUCAUUCUUGGGACUUUUCGCUUUUCAUUUCACUUGCCGGGACCUUCUGA
Acanthosepion pharaonis is the source of this 1467-nucleotide messenger RNA. Lineage: Eukaryota; Metazoa; Mollusca; Cephalopoda; Sepiida; Sepiidae. The record is from the annotation of a GenBank genome assembly.